Rangifer tarandus platyrhynchus (Svalbard reindeer) is the source of this 3447-nucleotide messenger RNA. The record is from the annotation of a GenBank genome assembly. NCBI's taxonomy places the organism in Eukaryota, Metazoa, Chordata, Mammalia, Artiodactyla, Cervidae.
AUGCCUGGGCCCUCUGGGCACUCAGAAACCCAGUGUCCAAAUGGCAUGGGCCGGCGCGCACCCAGCUCAAGGAACACCCCAGAGCAGAAGCUCAGGGGCCACUGGUGCCCCCGCAGCCUGGGCUUCAGGGAAGCUACUUCUCCUGGCAGUCGCCGUGACCGGCUGGCACCCCUGCUGCCCCCCGGGGCAGCUGGCCAGCCUCGGGCAAUGUGGCUCCCUCCCCCUGGAGGAGAGCCCAAGCUCAAGACGCAGCAGCAGCAGCAGCAGCAGCCGCAGUGGCAGCAACAGACCUGGCGACCCGGUGCCUCCUGGCCACUCAGCACCAGUGGAGAGGGCCAGAGCCCCGCGAUGACUCACCCACAGCAGGCGGCAGGUCCCCUGGGGCCUGAGUCCUCCAGCCCGGCUGAGGCAGCAGCCGGCCCUCAGAGCCAGGAGAGUGACGACAGGAAGGAGGCUGGGCAGCCCAGCACCCAGCCCUCCGCGCCAGUGGGCAGCAGCUGCGGGGGUUCCUCUGGCCCUCCACCCCCACUCCUUUCUGAGAUGGCCUCUCCACAGGUAGGGGGUUGGGUCGUGGACCUUGGGAAAACACUUGAGCCGCCCCCACACCCGCCCAGCGCUGCGGGGACGAGCUGGUGGGUGGAGACCGAGCUGGUGGAGGGCUGGGAAAUGCGGGACCGAGCUGGUGGGAGGACCGAGCUGGUGGGCGGGGACCGGGCUGGUAGGAGGCUGGGGAGAGGGGCGGGGGGCGGCCAGAGCCGGAGGUGUGAGAGAGGCUGCCCCCUGCCCUCCCAGGACCCGUCCUCCCGGAGCGCCAUGGCAGUCGCACCUAGCGACGGCUUCCACCGCUCCUCCUGGCGGUCCAGCUGCCUCUCGCCUGAGGCGCAAGAGCUGGACGUAGGCAGGGUGGUGGCGGAGAAGCCCCUGUGCCACAGCCCGCCCUGGGAGGAGGCCGUUGUCAGCAAGAUCAGGACCAUGACCGUCUCGGAGAGGUGCCGCAUGCUGCAGUCCAUCCUCUGCUGCCUCCAGCAGGACGGCCAGCUCGUGCAGAAGGUGAAGGUGUCAGAUGCCAGUAUCCAGGAGGUCCUGGAGCCCUUGAACCUGGACUUCAGUUCUCCUCUGGAGAAGGUCGGGGUGGGUGGGCUACAGGGCACUGCCCUUGGGGACGGGCUCAUGAAGGGGUCCACUGGCCCCCAGGGCAUCUCGCUGGCCAUGGGCAUAACGUCCACCUCUCACCUGGAGCAGGUGUGGGGCAGGCUGGAGCACCUGAGCCGCACCAGGUUCCUGAGGUCUGCGCCGCUGUCCACGGACAGCCAGGACAGCACCCUGAAGGCGAGCUUCCUCUCGGCCUCCAUCAUGCUGGUGAAGGCUCUCAGUCAGGAGAGCAGUGCCCGGAGCUACAAGUUCACGCAGACCCUGGAGAUGAUCCAGUGUCUCCUGUGCAUCCUGGAGAAGGAGCCCAACUUCCUAGCCAACCUCUUCCGGCAGAAGAUCAUACUGGUCAUCAUGGAGCUGAGCCACUUACGGCCCCGGCUCAAACCCACAGUCAAGUCCAGAAUCUUGCAGACCUGCCCGCAGAGCUUGUACAACCUCCCCCCCGUGGAGAUGCUGAAGUCCAGCCUGCCGCCACUGGAGCUGGCCCCAGACGUUGUGGGGCUGUACCAGAAGUCCACGCAAGUGCUUGACCUGCUCCUCCAGGCCUUCGUCUCUGAGAACGAGAGCAUGGAUGAGAUCUGCUUCCUCCUGCAGCACGCGGAGCCCUGGCUGAAGUCGAGCAAAAGCUACAAGCGCAAGCGGGUGGUGCAGUCUGUCUUCCUGCUCCUCAAGUACGUGGCGGACUACGGGAAGCUCACCGAGGAGGCCAUGCCCUCAGGGGUGGGCCGCCAGGUGGGCCUGCUGCUGCUGCUGUGGCAGGACCGGGACCAGCUCACCCAGAGCCACUCCCACCAGUGUGUCUACCUCUUCCUGCAGCUUCUGAUCCAGCAGAAGGGUGAGCCCAUGUCGUCGGAGUUCAUGCAUCUGAAUAAAAUGAAGAACUUUGAAGCAAAGGCUCACAAAGAUUCUGAGCUGAAGUUCUACAGUUUGGUGAAGACCUUGGACGAGCACCUGACGGUGGCGCAGCACACGCAGUUUGUGCUCACGCCCCUGCAAGGGCUGUGCAGCCACGACGGCCUCAGCUGCCACCUGGCCCCAGAGCUGCUCCUGACCAUCAUGGAGGACCGCAGCAUCAAGCCAGAGCAGGUGGCCGAGAUCCUGCAGGAGCUGUUUCAGGAGCUGCCCUGCAUCAUUUUCACGAGCAUCCUGCAGACCAUAAUGAAGGCCGUGAUGGUGCUGGGCAUGCAGCACACGCAGCAGACCGUCAAAGUGAUUCGGUCCUUGUGCCCUCCCUCAGAGAGGCAGGUCACGCCCCUGUGGAAGGCCCUGGCCACCAACAGCCGGCUGGCCCGCAAGGUCAUCAUGAAGAUGAAGCUGUGGCUGCCCCGGGAGCUCAUCAAGGCCCCUGUGCAGGCCGAGCUUGUUUCCCUGCUGGCCCUGGGCACCCUUUACAAACGUCUCACCAUACAUGAGUACAAGGCCACGGUGCGCUGGGCCUUCGCAGGGAUCCUCCUGGGCCUUCUCACCCAGCUCCACUACCUGUUAGAGCUGGAUAUGGUGGAGGGCAUGUCUGACUACCAGGAGGAGGCCUUGGAGGCCAAGGCCCUUAGCCCCUGCAGGACAUGCCUGGAGGUCCUAAAGGGUCUCUUCUGGACCACCAAUUACUGGGAGGUGUUUGCCCACCUCAAAGUCCUGAGGGGCUGGGAGCUCUUUGAGCACCUGGAAACCUACACUGAAGGGGUGACCCUCCUGGCCAGAAAUGUCAUCUAUAGCGGUGGCAAGAAGUUCCAGCAGGCACUCGAGAGCCGCGCCUUCCAGGCCCUGGUGCCCCUACUCUUCCACCUGGCCCACUCGUGCCCUGAGGUGGUCACGGGAGCCCUGCCAGCAGCAGCCCCACACCGCUGUGGAGAGGCCCUGGGGGACACGGCCACCCCUGACGUCCCAGUGCGGAUGUCGGGCAGGCCUUGUAGGUCCCAGCACCGGCAGUGGACCAGACCCUCACCUGGCGUGGAGGAGAUGUGUGUGGAGGUGGACGUGGACAGGCUGGGUGGCUGGUGUACAUACAUGGACAGCCCCAACAGGCACCUGAAGCUCACAGCCAUGAAGUUCAUCGGGGGCAUCCUGCAGGUCUACUUCACCGAUCUCUGCUUCUACCUGAAGAAGGGCGACGUGAAGACUCUCAAGAAAUCUGCGCCGCGGCUGGAGGACCCUUGGGUCUCUGCUGCCGACUUCGAGACGCUCAGGCAGGACCCGGGCUCCGUGAGCCGCAAGUUCUACAAGCACUUCUCCGAAGACAUCGCAGAGCUGUCGCAAGAGAGGGUCAGAGCUGAGCUGAACUGGAGGACCGCCAGCUGA